CAUAUAAAAGGGGGUUCACAUAUUCUUCAUUUUUGGUGUUGGAUUCGAGAAUAUGAGUAGUAUGGGAGGGAGAGAUCUUGAGAGCGGUGGAACCAAGAACACUUCUAGAGCUCCACCACAAGCAGCAGCAGUUUCUUCUUCUUCUUCUUCAUAUGCUUAUGAUCCAGAAACUCAUUGGACAUCAUGGCUUGUGCCCAUGUUUGUGGUUGCAAAUAUUGCUGUUUUCAUCGUUGCCAUGUACAUCAACGACUGCCCCAAGAACAACAUAGGACUCCAGGGUAAUUGUGUCGCCAGGUUCCUUGGCAGGUUCUCUUUUCAGCCUCUUAGGGAGAAUCCACUGCUUGGCCCUUCUUCUUCAACGUUGAGAAAGAUGGGAGGUCUUGAGUGGGAUAAUGUUGUGAAUAAGCAUCAGGCAUGGAGACUUGUCACUUGCAUUUGGUUACAUGCUGGAAUUAUUCAUUUGCUAGCAAACAUGUUGAGUCUGGUCUUCAUUGGUAUUCGGCUUGAGCAGCAAUUUGGAUUUGUGAGAAUAGGAAUCAUAUAUCUAGUGUCUGGAUUUGGGGGGAGUGUGCUGUCUACUCUGUUCAUUAGAAACAACAUCUCUGUUGGUGCAUCUGGUGCUCUCUUUGGACUUCUUGGAGCAAUGCUUUCGGAACUUUUCACAAACUGGACCAUCUAUUCAAAUAAAGCAAUGGCUCUGAUCACACUUUUGGUCAUCAUUGUCAUCAACCUUGCCCUUGGCAUUUUGCCCCACGUUGAUAAUUUCGCUCACAUCGGAGGAUUCCUUACCGGAUUCCUUCUCGGUUUCAUUUUGCUGCCCCGUCCUCAGUUUGGUUGGUUAGAGCAGCGUCAUCUUCCGGCCGGUGUUCGCCUCAAGUCCAAGUACAAGGCUUACCAGUAUGUUCUAUGGAUACUCUCCCUUCUUCUCUUGAUUGCCGGGUUAUCAAUUGCAUUGGUGAUGCUAUUUCGGGGUGAAAAUGGAUAUGAUCACUGCCAUUGGUGCCACUACCUUACAUGCGUUCCAACUUCUAAAUGGAAAUGCAAUGACACUUAAACACACUAGUUAAUGCUACCAAUUUUCUUUUCUCAUGUGUAUAGUCAUAGCCCAUAGCUCUUAGAUAAUGCCUUCUCUUCUCUUAAUUAUUUGUUUUUCGACGUCUAAAAUUUGUUGUAUUUGUGUGGAUUUGUCUCUGCCUUUUUUUUUUCAAUACAUAUAUGUAGUAUACAUAAAGAUAAAUUUAUUUUUAUUAGAAUCCAUUUUUCAUCUCA
Messenger RNA from Arachis duranensis, 1269 nucleotides. Its product is annotated as RHOMBOID-like protein 3. Bases 53 to 1054 code for a protein of 333 amino acids. Gene Ontology annotation, cellular component: membrane. Lineage: Eukaryota; Viridiplantae; Streptophyta; Magnoliopsida; Fabales; Fabaceae. Gene Ontology annotation, biological process: proteolysis. The record is from RefSeq and is a predicted model, not a curated record. Gene Ontology annotation, molecular function: serine-type endopeptidase activity. The transcript has 5 exons.